CAAUCCCUUUUUAGAUUAUAAGAGCAUGAAGCCCGGCGAAGAGCUUAAGGAGGUCAUUGAAACUGCUAUAAGAGACUGUAAGGUUGGGGUGGCCAUCUUCUCUCCAAAUUAUUGCACUUCUCACAACUGCCUCCAUGAAUUGGCUCUGAUGAUGGAAUGCGAGAAGAAAAUCAUUCCCAUUUUCUAUGAUAUCAAGACCUCUGACCUUGUGCUUGUGGACAAUGGAAGAUUUCCGGCCAAGCAGCUUCAUAGGUUUGGAUUGGCACUUGAACUGGCCAAGGGCAGGAUGGGCAUCUCGUUUGAUUCGUCCAAAGGGGAUUGGUCCGAUCUGAUCAAAAGAGUUUCGGAUAGGGUGGUGGAAAUCUUGAUGGAAUUGGAAGCGGUAGGAGGAAAAAGUUACCAGCAUCAUGAGUAGAAACAGACCCUUCUGGUAUUAAAAUUUUGAUUUUGAUUGUGUUAUAGAGAGGGAUCCCUGUGCUUACUGAAGAAAAAGAAAUUGAUGAGAAAGGAGAUAAGAGAGAUAUUGUUAUGUAAU
This is a messenger RNA of Macadamia integrifolia, 535 nucleotides long. RefSeq names its product TIR-only protein-like. Lineage: Eukaryota; Viridiplantae; Streptophyta; Magnoliopsida; Proteales; Proteaceae. Bases 26 to 415 code for a protein of 129 amino acids. The record is from RefSeq and is a predicted model, not a curated record. The transcript has 2 exons. Gene Ontology annotation, biological process: signal transduction.